AUGGCAGGGGCGGGACUAUCGAAGCGCGGUGCGGCUAAUGUCGACAAGAUUAUGCCGGGGAUAAGUGCUGCUUUGCUCGAAAGAACGAAGCCCACUGCUCCCCGCAUUGAUCUCUCCACUGCCGAGAACUGGCUGCUGCGAGAGGAGAUCAUCGAAUUGACCAAAGAUGGCAUACGAGAUGGACUGAAGCCUCAUCAUCUCUUGUAUCCCAACGAAUUUGCGGGUGACGCCGACCUUAUCAAAGCUCUAGCAGCUUUCUUCAAUAAAUACUUCCAUCCUCAUAUCCCCGUUGAGCCUGACCAUGUUGCAACUGCGCCGGGCGCAGCGACUUGUUUGAAUACUUUUCUCUACAACACCUGCGAGCCUGGAGAAGGAGUCCUCGUACCCGCCCCCUUUUGGAAUGGAUUCGACUGGCUUUUCACUGCUCGGUCGUCUGCAGUGCCGGUAAUGGUUCAUGUUGAGAAGAGUGAAGAUACGCUCACUGCUCAACUGAUCCCGGCCCUUGAAAAGGCGUACAGCGAGUCCAAAAUCCCGAUUAGGGGCCUUUUGCUCACUAACCCGCAUAACCCCUUUGGCCAGUGUUUUCCAAAGUCUGUACUGGAGGACUGCAUCAAAUUCUGUCAUGGCAAAGGGAUUCAUUACAUUUCAGACGAGGUCUAUGCGCUCUCGUCAUUUGAGAAUCCUGAGAUCCCAGACGCUGCGCCUUUUGUGUCUGCACUGCAAAUCGAUGUAGCCAGGCUCGGCUGCGAUCUUUCGCGAGUUCACACCUUCUGGAGCACCAGUAAGGACUUUGGUUCAAAUGGAUUCCGGGUGGCGAAUAAGGAGAUGCAUGUUGCCCUCGCUCUAGCUUCCAACACGGAGACAAGCAGCCUUGCUGCAGUCGCUACAACAGCACUUCUCACAUCACCGAAGCUGCCAGAUCUUCUACAGUUGAACUCCCAGCGCCUGAAGGAAGCAUAUACUAUCAUCACAGACUUCUUUAAGAGAAAGGGUAUUCGCUACAUUCCUGUGAAUUCAGCGCCUUAUGUGUUUGCACGACUGGUUCCGAACGCACAAUCCUGGGAGGAAGAAAGCUUUAUGAUCGGUAAGUUAAAGCUAGCUGGUGUCGUCGUCAGCAGUGGUAAGGCGUACCAUGUCAAUGAGGAAGAGAAAGGAUGGUGCAGGAUGACAUUUGCGCUGGAGAGAUCCAGGUUGGAGGAAGCCAUUAAGCGCAUGGAGACUGUCAUCGGCCAACAGGAACGAUACCCUUUGCCCACGAUGGGAGCCCUUAGCAAUAAAGAUCUGCACCCGGCAAACGGCUCAAUCAUUCCACAUCUGCUACUCCUAGCAGCGCAGUUAUUGAUUCUCGCCGGCCCUCGUCAGCUCCCCGGACGCCGAAUAGUAGCUGCGACGGUAAUUCUCACGCUGGCAGUGGCAGCCCAAUGCAAUCGAUUUACCAACAACCCAGGACUUGCCAACCUCUUCGCGCUGGCUUGGCCUCACUGGCUCUCGGCUUUGGAAAAGACCGUUUUUGCAUCUCCAGGAGGACCCGAAAUUGAUCUAUGGAGAAUAGACCGGGCCACUAGAGAAGCUAUUGCAUGGCCAGCUCUGGGUUGGAGGAAGGUAAAAUGGGCAGUGACCAUUGUGCUGAAUCUCAGGGGUAUCAGAUGGAGCUACCAGGUCAAGAAUGUUCCUCCGGUUGCAGGUUUGGACCGUAUGAGCCGUGGACGAUUCCUGAUAUGGCGUCUUACUGAGUUCGCCUUGGUUAUAUUGAUGGCGGACCUGGUUUCACAGAUGGGUCGCCGUCUCUUCUUCAGUGAACCUUCUGGAGUUGUGGGAACCCUGGACUCCAAGUAUAUCACUGUCAGCGACCAUCGGCUGGGAUGGAGCUUCCUGAAGGCCUUGACUUUUGGGCUGGGACCAUACUACUUUAUCAACAUGCAAUAUCUUGUUGUCUCCAUUGUGGCCGUAGCGUUGGGUAUCAGUCGACCAUCAGAUUGGCCACCGCUGUUUGGUAAAUUGAAAGAAGCCACCACUGUGAGAAACUUCUGGGCGUCCCCUUCAUGGCUGAACAGACAGCUGACAAGCCAAAAGUCUCUUAGCACUAUCACCGGCGCCUUUGUCGAUGUUGUAGGCAUCCGCCGGGGCACAAACGCAUCGUCCUACACCCAGCUUUGGCUGGCCUUCACCAUCUCAGGUGUGAUGCAUGCUCUAUCACAGUUGUUGAUGCCUCGACCGGCAAACAUCACACCCGGUGAGAUCGUUAUUGGCAUUUUCCUCUUCUUCCCCUGUCAGGCGGCGAUGAUCACGGCUGAGGACUUCGUUAUCUGGCUGUGGAAGAAGCGUCUCGGCCUGCAGACGCCACGAUGGGCGCCGGCCGUGGGCUAUGUCUGGGUUGUCUGCGCUCUCUGGUUCUCGCUCCCCUUUGCGGGCGAUGCCAUGGUCCGUCUGAAGAUGGGAGAAGUGUCUCCGCUGCCCUUUACACUGGCGGCUCCUCUAGUCCGCAUGAUCCCGGUUCCAUGA
Molecule: messenger RNA, 2502 nt
Organism: Trichophyton verrucosum HKI 0517
Lineage: Eukaryota; Fungi; Ascomycota; Eurotiomycetes; Onygenales; Arthrodermataceae
Product: aminotransferase GliI
Exons: 7
Coding region: 1-2502 (833 amino acids)
Biological process (GO): amino acid metabolic process; biosynthetic process
Molecular function (GO): transaminase activity; pyridoxal phosphate binding
Source: RefSeq, a predicted model, not a curated record